CACACCGCCAUCCUGAAUAGGCGGAAGGAAUUCAAUCAAAUUAUUAUGACCGUUUGACGGUGUUUCUCGAUCUCCAAUCUUCGUCCACCACUCCCGUCCAAUUCAUCCCGAAUUGUCCGCAAGGGCCACUGUUCUUGAACAAUGGCCUCCGCGUGGUGCUGGAGCUGUCUUUCCCGGCUGCGUCCAACACCGCGAGCCAUCCUCCCUCCGCCGGCCGUCACACCCCGGAUUACCAGCGCCCCCUUCCACUCGACCGCGGUGCAAUAUGCCAAUCCGACGAAGAAAAAGAGCAGCCUUGUCGCCACGAAGUACCGCCAAGGUCAGGUACUGAAGAGGAAGAAGAAGGCCAAGACCGAGCGCGCGCGUCCCCCGGCCGUCGGAGAGCGUAAGGCUUUGCGGAAGCGCAUUGUGCUCAGCAACCCCAAUGCCCUUGAGGUUGAAGGCAUGAAGGAUCUGUCACCGGAGACAAUGGUCGAUUCUCGUCUUCGUGGUUCUGUUGUUGGUCUGCCAGUUCCCAUGUUGGAGCGAUUGAGGGCUGUGCAGGCUUUCAAGCCUAAGCAGGGUUGGUCCAUAUUCCGCCGGCCGGGUACCGUUCUGCGCCGUGAUACCAUUGAGAUGGGUCGUCUGUUUGAGAAGAUCUCUGGGGAUGGCGAUGCCCCUGAGAAGGGCAAGGUUAUCAAAAAGAUCAUAACUGGUAUGAAGGGCUCGGGCAAGACUGUGCAUUUGCUGCAGGCUAUGACUAUGGGCUUCCUCAAAAAUUGGGUUGUGAUUACAGUUCCGGAUGCCCGGGACCUCGUCUCUGGAGACACCGCCUACUCUCCCGUUGAGGGCAGCAAGCCGACACAAUAUGUCCAGCCUAAUGCAGUUUCCGCCCUCCUGACCCGCACCGUUGAGGCCAACCGCCAGGUUCUGUCUACCCUCAAGGUCUCCCAGAAGCACCCCGGUCUGUCCGGCCUCAAACCCACCUCGACACUUGAAGAUCUGGCCAAGCUGGGCUUCCAGGAUGCUGCCAUCGCCUGGACUGUCUUCCAGGCUCUGUGGACCGAGUUGAACGCCACUGCUGCCGCCCCGGGAAUGGAGAACAACUUUGAGGCCCGCCCUCCUAUGCUCGUCGCCGUGGACGGUCUCGCUCACUGGAUGACCGAGACGGCCUAUCGCGAUGCAGACUUCAAACCAGUCCACGCACACGAUCUCAUCUUCGUGCAGCACUUCCUCUCCCUCCUCAAGAGCGGCCAAUCCCUGAAGAACGGCGGCAUGCUCCUGUACGCCACCUCGACCUCCAACAACCCGAGCAACUACAGCCUCGAAGUUGGUCUGAACCAGCUGGCCGCCCGCCAGGCAGGUAUUGCCCCUACAUCCGAGGAAUACCCGCAACCCGAGGCCUAUAGCAACCCCAACGCUCGCGUCUUGGAUCUCUUCAAGCCCGCCACCGGCAAGGAGAGCGCCCUCGAGCUGCAGACCCUCGGCGGCCUCGCCCGCGACGAGACCCGCGGCUUCCUCGAGUACUUCGCGCACAGCGGUCUGCUGCGCGAGUCCGUGAAUGAGGAAUGGGUCGGAGAGAAGUGGACUCUGUCUGGUGGUGGUAUCAUCGGCGAGCUGGAGAAGCUGGGCCGCCACGUCCGCACCGCUGCUCAGCCUGUUGCACAGCCUGUCGCUGCUGCGAACUGA
Molecule: messenger RNA, 1668 nt
Organism: Penicillium cinerascens
Lineage: Eukaryota; Fungi; Ascomycota; Eurotiomycetes; Eurotiales; Aspergillaceae
Product: mitochondrial 37S ribosomal protein mS29
Exons: 2
Coding region: 142-1668 (508 amino acids)
Cellular component (GO): mitochondrial small ribosomal subunit
Molecular function (GO): structural constituent of ribosome
Source: RefSeq, a predicted model, not a curated record